UAGCCUACAGCGACUGUCUGUGUAGGCUAUCCACAGGGAUGCAGCCUCUGCAGUAGCCUAUUGGCUACUGUGCGCGCAAUGGCGCACACUCACCGGGCACUACUGGAUUUUAGGAGUGUUAGUCCAAUGUACGUGACGAUACGCAGCCUAAGCGGAAAAAAAACAUAUAUAUCGGGGAGACCCAGCUGUCAGCUGCAGAAACCUAAACAGGUGGCCUCUUCAAAGACUCGCGCAUCAAGGCGAAAAGACUAACAGUUUACAGCUUGCUUCUUUCUCUAAUCUCCUGCUGACGACAGCAAUACUGACCCUAUGUUUAGAAAUAUGACUGUUGCAGUUUGAGUUUCAGGACCCGAUCAGUUUGUGUUGAUUCAAGAGACAAUCGCUCCUCGGUUUGACUUGGGCUGCUGAAUUUUAAGAGAAUCUGAACGUGACAAGCCGUCUGGACUUUUGAAGAUGUGCUCGCGACUUGCAUUUACCUGGAGUUUACUGUAGUUACUUUCACUCGUAAGCUACAUUCAAAGCGGCAUGUUUCCCGAAAUUAAUAACAAGGUGAGGUCAAUAAUCAAUUUUGAGUAUAUAUAUCCAUGAAUCCGUUAUUUAUUUCAAUCUUUAGGCUACAGAUGUUGACAAUGCAGUUUUUACAGCAUUUAUUUUUUCUCUCUUCUCUUGUCUUUUAUUUUAUCGUUUGCUUGAACAUCAGAAAAUUAUGUAUUUUUAUGUCACUGAAGUCUGAAAGAACAUUAAUUUUGUAGUUGAAAUUGUGUGGAGAUUCACUUUUCUUUUCCACUUACCCACUGAUUUCAUAUACAGAAUAUUAUGAUAUGUGUUAUAAAGUAAACAGUAGUAGGGGCUAAAUAUUAUGACCCAUUUAGUAGUUUGCUUAUGGGUUCUCAUGAUUAUCCGAGAAGGUAUUCAAGAUAAACAUGAUCCAUGGCUAUUUUAGUCUACACAUGGUUAGAUUCAUGGUGUUGACAGAAGCUCUAUAGCUUUACCAUAAACAGUAUCACACAUGACCAAGGAUAGGAAAACAGCAACUCUUUCAUCCACUUUUUACAAAGAAUAUUAGCCUUGUUGACAUCUGUCAUUUAUUAUUUGCAACAUCAUUGUCACAUUGAUCAGCAGCCAUCUAUAAAUCAGUCAGUGUAUUUUCUCUGAAUCAAGUAAUAAUUUGAGACUCUCAAUCAGCUUUUCUUGGUGGGAUUGAUGCUCUCCUUUUCAUGAGCAAAAAUGUGUACAUUUCUGUAUAGCUACUAAAACUUAAUCUGUUUUUGAUGCUUUUCAACUCAGACAGUUGUUGUUUCCAUUCGCUGCCAAUUCAAUAUUUGCAAUACAUUCAUUACCAUUGGCGUUGAAGCUUUACUUUCCUCAUGCUUUCUGUAACUGGUUUCAUGUGAGUCUCAGAAAAUACAUAUUAGGAAUACUGUGGUCCCUUUCAAGGACCUGCAUGAUGUAAAAAAUCCAAAAGCUCUUUCCAGUAUCCAGUGAGAUGUGCACUGCAACUAUUGGCAGCUUCUUUGUUGCUCUGGGCAUCAUUGCUCUACUGACCCACCCAGACCCUGUUGACAGGUCAGGGGAUGACCCCAUCCCCAGCACACCUCCCUCUCGUGACCACAACCCAAGUGGAAAUACAGGGUAACACAUAUAACACUACAAGUGACCUCAGACAAGUAUUGCAUGCUUAGAAUGGGUGGCAGCUAGCCAAGCGUUUAAGAGCUUUGGGCCAGUAACUGAAAGGUCGCUGGUUUGAAUACCUGUCUGCUGUCGGCUGAGUGCCCAUUUCAAACGGAUGAGCGGUUUUGUGGGAUUGUAUCUGCUUACAGUAAGCAGACGUACAGUACCUGUUUAGUUUAGUGCCCUACCACAGUGGCACACAUCGCAGUACAACCCUCACUCUCACAAUCCUCCCAGGGGGCGGCCAAGGUUGUGUUACACGUGAAUCCUGCAGAUUCCAAACAUAGCCAAUGGUGAAGGCAAUCCUAGGUGGGCACUGGUGUUCUACUCCUCUAAGUCUUCUAAUACAAUACCAUGCCAUAUCUUUUUAUACAUUGCCCUGGGUAUGAAUGGGAAUCAAAUACAGUCAUAUUCUCGCCAAGGAACCCAUAUGGGUCAGUAAGAUGCAAUUGGCCAUUUCAUAAAGAAUAUGGAGCAUAUGGAUGAAAGAGAUGUCUAUCUAGUGAACUCAUGAUCUUUUAAUCCAAUUGUGUUAUUUAGGUCAAGUCCAUUCUCAAUCUGCUCUGCUAACCAGCCAGCCAUUGCCUAACCCUCUCUGUCUCUCUGAGUUUUACCUGUGCUCAUCUGGGCUGGAUGUUUCAGUCCACCCAUAUGGUGUCUCUCAUUCAACACACUGUGUUAGUUGACACACUCCCCUCUGAGUAAGGCAUGUGUAAGUCUGGCUAUUCUGCCUCAGUGGCACCAGAGAUAAUAUAAUCUCAGCGGCUCAUAUGACCCCAUAUAGCCCUGCAUCAGACUGAAUUGGGCUUUGUGAAAUGAAGUGAAGGAUCUCUCUGGUGCCAGGCUAAAACAGCCCUCUGCUCUCUCCAUCAACACCAUCAUCACAUUUUACAUUUACAUUACAUUUUAGUCAUUUAGCAGACGCUCUUAACCAGAGCGACUUACAGGAGCAAUUAGGGUUAAGUGCCUUGCUCAAGGGCACAUUAACAUCAUUUAGCAGACGCUCUUAGCCAGAGCGACUCACAAAUUGGUGCGUUCACCCUAUAGCCAGUGGGAUAACCACUUUACAAUUUGGGGGGGGGGGGGGGGGGGGGGGGGGGGUUAGAAGGAAUACUUUAUCCUAUCCCAGGUAUUCCUUAAAGAGGUGGGGUUUCAAAUGUCUCCGGAAGGUGGUGAGUGACUCCGCUGUCCUGGCGUCGUGAGGAAGCUUGUUCCACCAUUGGGGUGCCAGAGCAGCGAACAGUUUUGACUGGGCUGAGCGGGAGCUGUGCUUCCGCAGAGGAAGGGGAGCCAGCAGGCCAGAGGUGGAUGAACGCAAUGUCCUCGUUUGGGUGUAGGGACUGAUCAGAGCCUGAAGGUACAGAGGUGCCGUUCCCCUCACUGCUCCAUAGGCAAGCACCAUGGUCUUGUAGCGGAUGCGAGCUUCAACUGGAAGCCAGUGGAGUGUGCGGAGGAGGGGGGUGACGUGAGAGAACUUGGGAAGGUUGAACACCAGACGGGCUGCGGCAUUCUGGAUGAGUUGUAGGGGUUUAAUGGCACAGGCAGGGAGCCCAGCCAACAGCGAGUUGCAGUAGUCCAGACGGGAGAUGACAAGUGCCUGGACCAGGACCUGCGCCGCUUCCUGUGUAAGGCAGGGUCGCACUCUCCGAAUGUUGUAGAGCAUGAACCUGCAGGAGCGGGUCACCGCCUUGAUGUUGGCGGAGAACGACAGGGUGUUGUCCAGGGUCACGCCUAGGCUCUUCGCACUCUGGGAGGAGGACACAGCGGAGUUGUCAACCGUGAUGGCGAGAUCAUGGAACGGGCAGUCCUUCCCCGGGAGGAAGAGCAGCUCCGUCUUGCCAGGGUUCAGCUUGAGGUGGUGAUCCGUCAUCCAUACUGAUAUGUCUGCCAGACAUGCAGAGAUGCGAUUCGCCACCUGGUUAUCAGAAGGGGGAAAGGAGAAGAUUAGUUGUGUAUCGUCAGCGUAGCAAUGAUAGGAGAGACCAUGUGAGGAUAUGACAGAGCCAAGUGACUUGGUGUAUAGGGAGAAAAGGAGAGGGCCCAGAACCGAUCCCUGGGGGACACCAGUGGUGAGAGCACGUGGUGCGGAGACAGCUUCCCGCCACGCCACUUGGUAGGAGCGACCGGUCAGGUAGGACGCAAUCCAGGAGUGAGCCGCGCCGGAGAUGCCCAUCUCGGAGAGGGUGGAGAGGAGGAUCUGAUGGUUCACAGUAUCAAAGGCAGCAGACAGGUCUAGAAGGACAAGAGCAGAGGAGAGAGAGUUAGCUUUAGCAGUGCGGAGAGUCUCCGUGACACAGAGAAGAGCAGUCUCAGUUGAAUGACCAGUCCUGAAACCUGAUUGGUUUGGAUCAAGAAGGUCAUUCUGAGAGAGAUAGCAAGAGAGUUGGCUAAAGACGGCACGCUCAAUAGUUUUGGAAAGAAAAGAAAGAAGGGAUACUGGUCUGUAGUUGUUGACAUCAGUGGGGUCGAGUGUUGGUUUUUUGAGGAGGGGAGCAACUCUCGCUCUCUUGAAGACGGAAGGGACAUGGCCAGCGGUCAAGGAUGAGUUGAUCAGCGAGGUGAGGUAGGGGAGAAGGUCACCGGAGAUGGUCUGGAGAAGGGAGGAGGGGAUGGGGUCAAGCGGGCAGGUUGUUGGGCGGCCUGCAGUCACAAGUCGCAGGAUUUUAUCUGGAGAGAGAGGGGAGAAAGAAGUCAAAGCAUAGGGUAGGGCAGUGUGAGCAGGACCAGCAGUGUUAUUAGACUUAACAAACGAGGAUCGGAUGUCGUCAACCUUCUUUUCAAAGUGGUUGACGAAGUCAUCCACAGAGAGAGAGGAGGGGGGGGGGGGGGGGGAGGAGGAUUCAGGAGGGAGGAAAAUGUGGCAAAGAGCUUCCUAGGGUUAGAGGCAGAUGCUUGGAAUUUAGAGUGGUAGAAGGUGGCCUUAGCAGCAGAAACAGAUGAAGAAAAUGUAGAGAGGAGGGAGUGAAAAGAUGCCAGGUCGGUAGGGAGUUUAGUUUUCUUCCAUUUCCUCUCCGCUGCCCGGAGCUCUGUUCUGUGAGCUCGCAGUGAGUCAUCAAGCCACGGAGCUGGGGGGGAGGACCGAGCCGGCCGGGAGGAUAGGGGACACAGAGAGUCAAAGGAUGCAGAAAGGGAGGAGAGGAGGGUUGAGGAGGCAGAAUCAGGAGAUUGGAGGGAGAAGGAUUGAGCAGAGGGAAGAGAUGAUAGGAUGGAAGAGGAGAGAGUAGUGGGAGAGAGAGAGCGAAGGUUGCGGCGGCGCAUUACCAUCUGUGUAGGGGCAGAGUGAGUAGUGUGGGAGGAGAGCGAGAGAGAAAAGGAAACAAAGUAGUGGUCGGAGACUUGGAGGGGAGUUGCAGUGAGAUUAGUAGAGGAGCAGCAUCUAGUGAAGAUGAGGUCAAGCGUAUUGCCUGCCUUGUGAGUAGGGGGGGACGGUGAGAGGGUGAGGUCAAAAGAGGAGAGGAGUGGAAAGAAGGAGGCAGAGAGAAAUGAGUCGAACGUGGACAUAGGGAGGUUGAAAUCCCCCAAAACUGUGAGGGGUGAGCCAUCCUCAGGAAAGGAACUUAUCAAGGCGUCAAGCUCGUUGAUGAACUCUCCAAGGGAACCUGGAGGGCGAUAGAUGACAAGGAUAUUAAGCUUAAAUGGGUUAGUGACUGUGACAGCAUGGAAUUCAAAUGAGGAGAUAGACAGAUGGGUUAGGGGAAAAAUUGAGAAUGUCCACUUGGGAGAGAUGAGGAUUCCUGUACCACCACCCCUCUGACCAGAUGCUCUCGGGGUAUGCGAGAACACAUGGUCAGACGAGGAGAGAGCAGUAGGAGUAGCCGUGUUUUCAGUGGUGAUCCAUGUUUCCGUCAGCGCCAGGAAGUCGAGGGACUGGAGGUUGGCAUAGGCUGGGAUGAAGUCAGCUUUGUUGGCAGCAGAACGGCAGUUCCAGAGGCUGCCUGCGACCUGGAACUCCAGGUGAGGGGUGCGAGCAGGGACCACCAGGUUGGAGAGGCAGCAGCCGCGCGGUGUUGUGCGUUGUUUGUGUAGCCUGUGCAGAGACGAGAGAACAGGGAUAGGCAGAGGCAUAGUUGACAGGCUGUAGCAAAUGGCUACAAAAAUGCAGAGGAGAUCGGAAUGAAAUGAGCUAAGCAUCUGGGAGAGGAGAGAGGGGGGCCUCCCUCACCAAAAACUUCUACCUCAGAAACUAAAAUUGUUUCACUGAACAGUUGUUCAAUGUUUAAAGGAAUAAACUCAAACCCACUUUAUUCAGCUAGCCAACUAUGACACCAUAGCUGACUAGCAUGCUAGCAUCCAAUAACACACAGUUUAACACACAGUUAAGCACCAAUACUCACAACAAACCACCAAUAGUGUGUUAACUAGCUAACCAGCAUGCCAGCAUCCAGUAACACACAGCCAAGCACAAACACUUGGUCACAGCAAACCACCAAUAGUGUGAUAACACACUAAACAGAUCAUUCGUGUCUGUGUCAAGUUCCUUUCAUGACGCAGCAAUGAUUCAACAUUGGCUAGCUAGGACAAGUAUAUUGUAAUUAGCUACUACCGCACCGUUCGCUGGUCGUGCUGGGUAGCUAGCAAUGGCCACUGUGUUGGCUUUGUUUGAAGAACGGCUAGCUAGCUAGCUUCGUGCUACACCCGGCACACAAUGGCUACUGUGUUGACUCUGACUCUGUUCGAAAAAACGGCUAAUUAGCUCGCUUCGUGCUACAGCCGGCACGGCGGAAGACACUGCCAAGACACAGUAGCUACCCACGAUACCUAGCUAUGACGCCGUAGCUAACUAGCAAGCUAGCAUCCAUUAACACACAAUUAGCACCAAUACUUGGUUACAACAAACUGCCAAGAGUGUGUUAGCACACUAGCACACUAAACAGAUGAUUCAUGUCCGUGUCUAGUUCCUUACAUAACGCAGAACGCAGCAACGCAGAACGCAGCAAAAAUUAAACGUUGGCUAGAAGCACAUUUAACAGUGGGAACAGCUAAUCGUUACCAGUAGCUACCCGCUAGCUAGCUAGCCUCGUGCUUCGAUACUAACCUACAAUAACCUACAAUAACAACAAUACUAACCUAUAAUAAAUACAAUACCUAACUACAACUAACUACCAACCUACGAUCUAAUGCAUGGUUAAGCUAUACUCAACACCAAAUGAGAAGUUUGCUUACCUCCAGCUAGAGAGCUAGCUAGCCUCGAGCUUCAAUACUAGCCUACAAUAACCUACGGAAACCUACAAUAACAACAAUACUAACCUAUAAUAAAUACAAUACCUAACUACAACUAACUACCAACCUACGAUCUAAUGCAUGGUUAAGCUAUACUCAACACCAAAUGAGAAGUUUGCUUACCUCCAGCUAGAGAGCUAGAGAGCUAGAGAAAAACACGUCCUCUCCCGACUACCUUACACUCUUCAUAGAACAUCAGAGGUUAACAAGCCUAUGCUCCAGUAAAGAAAUGCAGCUUGUGGAAAGACUGAGGAUAACGAGACCAUUGUUACUGUGGUAGUUAAUUGCAUAAGAUACUCUAAUUUUGGAGAGUGUGCAUCAUCUUUGCUUGCAUGGUAGUAAUCCUACUUCACUGCCCACAGGCUGUAUCUAUCUGUGAGACCCACCGCUGUGCUGGGCUUGAAACACCCACCAGCAACAAUCAGGCUAUUUAUUCUCCUCAUUCACAGAGAUACUUUGAAGUUCAUCAGUUUCGGUUACUAAAAAUAUGUGGUUCAUAAUUCAGAUUCAGACCUCAAUCACUUGUUAUGAGUCAUAUUUAAUCUAUUUAACAAAACGUAAUCUAUGCAGGUGUUUAUUUUAAUUUUUUAAUUUUACCUUUAUUUAACUAGGCAAGUCAGCUAAGAACAAAUUCUUAUUUACAAUGACGGCCUACAACGGCCAAACCCGGACGACGCUGGGCCAAUUGUGCGUCGCCCUAUCACGGCCGGUUGUGAUACAGCCUGGAAUCGAACCAGGGGGUCUGUAGUGACGCCUCAAGCACUGAGAUGCAGUGCCUUAGAACGUUGCGCCACUCGGGAGGUGUAGAGAAGUUCUGUGUGUAAAUGUAAUGUUAAGUGAAGUCUCCCAUAUUCCUUUCCUCCACAGUCUUCUAGACCAGAGGCCUUCCCCCACUCACACAGACUCCAGACCCAACAGGCAACCAACCGACCCUAUUCACAGGUGAGCCUUUACUCACUGGUGACCCCUGACCUGUAGAACAUUUGAGCCCCUACAGACCCACUCUUUUUCAAUCCUGUAUCUUUCUGUCUAUGCAGUGCCCUCCCCCUUCACUCCACCAAAACUCACUACCCUAGCUAGCUCAUGCUAUUGGGAGUAAAUGUUUAAUGUUGUUAGUGAAUGACAACUCCAGGGGAUAACUUUGGCCUUCCAUUUACAGUGAUGAACUUAAAGCAGUCCUCACUGUCAAUAGACCAGGAUGUGUUUAAGAACACAGUAUAGUAGCCUACACUCUUAGAAAAAGGGUUCCAAAAGGGUUCUUUGGCUGUCCCAAGAGGAUAACCUUUUUUGGUUCCUGGUAGAACUAUUUUGGGUUCCAUGUAGAACGGAUUCUGUGGAAAGGAUUCUACAUGGAACGCAAAAGGGUUCUACCUGGAACCAAAAAGGGUUAUUCAAAGGGGACACCCGAAGAACCCUUUUAGGUUCUAGAUAGCACCUUUUUUUCUAAGAGUGUACCUAAUCAGCCUGCUGCUCAUCUGUUGGUCUUUACAAAUGCUGUUUUGAAUUAAAUAAAAUUGUACCUACACACUGAAGAAGGCUGUAAACUCGAAACGUCUGUGUAGUAAACGUCUGUGUAGUAAACGUCUGUGUAGUAAACGUCUGUGUAGUAAACGUCUGUGUAGUAAACGUCUGUGUAGUAAACGUCUGUGUAGUAAAAAAUUAAAAACAUUGAAUAAUGAAGUAAGCUUUAUGUGACAUCUUUUUGAGUGCGAACCCAUUACACCCCUUUGUUUGUCUGAAUUUGCAGGUUUUACGCUCCAGCCAAGCUUCUGGGAGAGCACCAUGGUUCUCUUUUCAUUACCUAGUCAGCCUGCCCUGACUCCAGUUGUGUGCAGGCAUGAUACUGUAUUUACCAUUUGCUUGUUGUAGCAGGUCCUUGGAACUAUAUUUAGCCUGUGUCUCUAUGCGUCAUAACCAAGUUGGAAGCUACUGCAGCAGCCUGUGCACGUGCGAUUAAAUAUCACCGCUAUGUAUAGACUGGGUUGGUGUUUUGGGCUGCUGUGCUUGCUGUAACCAAAGCAAACGGAUAAAGAGCUACUGGUUCCACUUUACAAUAACUGGCCCUAAUAAUACCUUUGUAUUUACAUGUUAGUUAUAUAGGCAGAUACAUUGCCAUUGCCAUGUAGGAAGUCAUUAAAUCUGUUACUGGCAUGUACAAUUUUUUAAAAAAUUCUUAAUAAACUCAUGAUCCCUGUCGUAGCCUAGGUAAGAGGUCUCCUUUCCCCCAUCAUUAGUUUAGCUAUGCCUGCAAGGCAGCCAGUGACAUAUGUAAACGUGCUCCUACUGCAAGCAGGAUGGCAGCUAGAGAAAGGCCUGCUCCAGUUCAGAUCCCCCUCAGCAGCAGCUAGCACUGACAGACUGUCAGGGCUCAGUCUCCAGGCUUUUGUCCCGGCCUCACUCUCACCCUGCUGAGUAAUUCCACCCUCAACCCUGGGGGUCCUGGUUACCCUCGCCACCACAAUUAGAACGGAUGUAGCACUCUCUACCUCCCUUUAUUUCUCCCUCCAAUUCCCCCUCUCCCUCCUUUUUCCCAUCUUGUCCGUAAAAUAUGUGAUCACAUAGUCUCUUCCAACAGCCGCUGUAACUCUGACACAACUGGGGUUAGAGCACCAUGAGUCUGGCAAGCGAGACUAGUUAUGACGAUACAAUAUGUUAUUACACUUUUAAUGUUUUCAUCUGCAUAUUUUAAAAAUACUUUUUUUAUUUGAACCCUUCUCUCUCUUGUAGAAGUUGAACUCGGGCAUAGGGACCUUGCCCCAGCUGGAGCCCCCGGUUAUACAGGUGGUUGUCAGCAAUGCCAAACUCCACCACCAGCAGUCCGAUAGCAUCCUGCCCCACAUCGCCAACAAGGAGCUGCAGAACAGCUACCAGACACACCAGGUGAGGCUACAUUUCACACUGUGUCACACUAUACUGUUGGCGUCCAAAAGUAGUUCACUUGACUCUAGUUGUCUAUUGUAAAUGCACAUGAUAGUAAGUCCUUGAUAGUUUAUACAUCUUCAAGUGAAACCGCUCAGCUGACAUGCAAUAUCCCAGUAAUGUAAAAGGAAGUGAGAGCCGUUUCAUCAGGGUUACGCUUAGUGACAGAGCCUAAGUGUUGAGAGGACAGAUCAACUGACCUCUUGAUCCCUUUUGUGAUUGGCAGGAUGAGAGACCAAAGCCCUCCUCCCAGUUCUCCACAUGGUUCGGCUCCUCAGUGGAGAACCUGGCUGACUCUAUCACCACCAAGGGUCUCAGCAACAAGCUGGAGGAGACAAAGCUUUAUGAGGGACUGAGGCUGCCCAUGUCUCCCACAGAGGCACUGAGGCACUUCCAGGGGCGUCUGACAGAGUUUGAGCAGGAGGAGAUCAUGGACUACUCAGAGAUCUGGUUCCUGGGUCUGGAGACUAAGAAGAUCGAGGCCUCUCACGGAAUUCCUCAGAAUGCAGGCUACGACGACGAGCACGGCAGCUACAACAAGGUACAGUUACAUCAAUGAUUUGAAUAGAAAUGUGUCAUUAUUCUUGUGGUUCCUUGGGUUAAGGUGUAAGAUGAUUUGUUUGUUUGUUUGCUGUGAUAUAACCAGUCAGACCAUCAAACUGACCUAUCUCUCAACUUCACAAUAAACUGCAGUGAAAUUAUGCUAAGGCACAAGAACAGAAGUCCCAUGCACUCUAGCCAAACUGCCAUGUGAGCCUAACUGACUAUCCACAGGCAUUUAGUGUCUUAUUCCAUUCUGUAUGAAUGUGCUGUCACAGGGAGACUGACUGUGAACAUUAUUUAGACUCAUGGCCCUAUGCCCCCAUUCAUGGUAACCUCUAGGUCACACAGAACUAGUCAAGUCAUGACAGAUGCUCAGCUAAAUAACCAAAUGAAACAACACAGGAGCAGUAUUAUUAUGAACUAACUUUUAACUAACUAACUUUUCCUAACUUUAACUAACUUUUAACUAACUAACUUGACCUAACUUUAACUAACUUGUAACUAACUAACUUCACCUAACUUUUAACUAACUAACUUUAACUAACUUUUUAACUAACUUUUAACUAACUAACUUUAACUAACUUUUUAACUAACUUUACCUAGUUUUAAUUAACUUUUUAACUAACUAACUUUUCCUACUAGCACUGACUUUGCUGAUAACUACUUUAUUGAGGGAAAAUGUACUUGCUACGACUGUGAUAUACUGUCUCACCUAGCGAUCUUAAGAUGAAUGCACUAACUGUAAGUCACUCUGGAUAAGAGCAUCUGCUAAAUGACUAAAAUGUAAAUGUCAAUGAACUAGUGUUUGGCACUGGAAGUAGGGCAAAUGUGCCUUACAGUGAGGGAAAAAAGUAUUUGAUCACCUGCUGAUUUUGUACGUUUGCCCACUGACAAACAAAUGAUAAUUUUCUAUAAUUUUAAUGGUAGGUUUAUUUGAACAGUGAGAGACAGAAUAACAACAAAAUAAUCCAGAAAAACGCAUGUCACAAAUGUUAUAAAUUGAUUUGCAUUUUAAUUAGGGAAAUAAGUAUUUGACCCCCUCUCAAUCAGAAAGAUUUCUGGCUCCCAGGUGUCUUUUAUACAGGUAACGAGCUGAGAUUAGGAGCACACUCUUAAAGGGAGUGCUCCUAAUCUCAGUUUGUUACCUGUAUAAAAGACACCUGUCCACAGAAGCAAUCAAUCAAUCAGAUUCCAAACUCUCCACCAUGGCCAAGACCAAAGAGCUCUCCAAGGAUGUCAGGGACAAGAUUGUAGACCUACACAAGGCUGGAAUGGGCUACAAGACCAUCGCCAAGCAGCUUGGUGAGAAGGUGACAACAGUUGGUGCGAUUAUUCACAAAUGGAAUGGAAGAAACACAAAAUAACUGUCAAUCUCCCUCGGCCUGGGGCUCCAUGCAAGAUCUCACCUCGUGGAGUUACAUUUUACAUUUACGUCAUUUAGCAGACGCUCUUAUCCAGAGCGACUUACAAAUAGGUGCAUUCACCUUAUAGCCAGUGGGAUCCCUACUAUACAAUGUUUUUUUAAAUAUUUUUUUUCUUUAUGUAUUUUAUAGUUUUUCUAUCUAUUUUUUAAAUUUUUUUAUAUAUAUAUUUUUUUGGGGGGGUUGGGGUUUGGGUUGGGUUGGGGUAAGGGGGGGGGGUAGAAGGAUUACUUUAUCCUAUCCCAGGUAUUCCUUAAAGAGGUGGGGUUUCAAAUGUCUCCUGAAGGUGGUGAGUGACUCCGCUGUCCUGGUGUCGUGAGGGAACUUGUUCCACCAUUGGGGUGCCAGAGCAGCGAACAGUUUUGACUGGGCUGAGCGGGAACUAUGCUUCCGCAGAGGUAGGGGAGCCAGCAGGCCAGAGGUGGAUGAACGCAAUGCCCUCGUUUGGGUGUAGGGACUGAUCAGAGCCUGAAGGUACGGAGGUGCCGUUCCCCUCACAGCUCCGUAGGCAAGCACCAUGGUCUUGUAGCAGAUGCGAGCUUCAACUGGAAGCCAGUGGAGUGUGCGGAGGAGCGGGGUGACGUGAGAGAACUUGGGAAGGUUGAACACCAGACGGGCUGCGGCAUUCUGGAUGAGUUGUAGGGGUUUAAUGGCACAGGCAGGGAGCCCAGCCAACAGCGAGUUGCAGUAAUCCAGACGGGAGAUGACAAGUGCCUGGAUUAGGACCUGUGCCGCUUCCUGUGUAAGGCAGGGUCGUACUCUCCGAAUGUUGUAGAGCAUGAACCUACAGGAUCGGGUCACCGCCUUGAUGUUAGCGGAGAACGACAGGGUGUUGUCCAGGGUCACGCCAAGGCUCUUCGCACUCUGGGAGGAGGACACAACGGAGUUGUCAACCGUGAUGGCGAGAUCAUGGAACAGGCAGUCCUUCCCCGGGAGGAAGAGCAGCUCCGUCUUGCCAAGGUUCAGCUUGAGGUGGUGAUCCGUCAUCCAUACUGAUAUGUCUGCCAGACAUGCAGAGAUGCGAUUCGCCACCUGGUUAUCAGAAGGGGGAAAGGAGAAGAUUAGUUGUGUGUCGUCACCGUAGCAAUGAUAGGAGAGGCCAUGUGAGGAUAUGACAGAGCCAAGUGACUUGGUGUAUAGGGAGAAUAGGAGAGGGCCUAGAACUGAGCCCUGGGGGACACCAGUGGUGAGAGCACGUGGUGCGGAGACAGCUUCUCGCCACGCCACUUGGUAGGAGCGACCGGUCAGGUAGGACGCAAUACAAGAGUGAGCCGCGCCGGAGAUGCCCAGCUCGGAGAGGGUGGAGAGGAGGAUCUGAUGGUUCACAGUAUCAAAGGCAGCAGACAGGUCUAGAAGGACAAGAGCAGAGGAGAGAGAGUUAGCUUUAGCAGUGCGGAGAGCCUCCGUGACACAGAGAAGAGCAGUCUCAGUUGAAUGACCAGUCUUGAAACCUGACUGGUUUGGAUCAAGAAGGUCAUUCUGAGAGAGAUAGCAAGAGAGUUGGCUAAAGACGGCACGCUCAAUAAUUUUGGAGAGAAAAGAAAGAAGGGAUACUGGUCUGUAGUUGUUGACAUCAGAGGGAUCGAGUGUUGGUUUUUUGAGAAGGGGUGCAACUCUCGCUCUCUUGAAGACGGAAGGGACAUAGCCAGCGGUCAAGGAUGAGUUGAUCAGCGAGGUGAGGUAAGGGAGAAGGUCACCGGAGAUGGUCUGGAGAAGAGAGGAGGGGAUAGGGUCAAGCGGGCAGGUUGUUGGGCGGCCUGCCGUCACAAGUCGCAAGAUUUUAUCUGGAGAGAGAGGGUAGAAAGAAGUCAAAGCAUAGGGUAGGGCAGUGUGAGCAGGACUAGCAGUGUCAUUUGACUUAACAAACGAGGAUCGGAUGUCGUCAACCUUCUUUUCAAAAUGGUUGACGAAGUCAUCCACAGAGGGGGGGGGGGGGGGGGGAUUCAGCGGGGAGGAGAAUGUGGCAAAGAGCUUCCUAGGGUUAGAGGCAGAUGCUUGGAAUUUAGAGUGGUAGAAAGUGGCCGUAGCAGCAGAAACAGAUGAAGAAAAUGUAGAGAGGAGGGAGUGAAAAGAUGCCAGGUCCGCAGGGAGUCUAGUUUUCUUCCAUUUCCGCUCAGCUGCCCGGAGCUCUGUUCUGUGAGCUCGCAAUGAGUCAUCAAGCCACGGAGCUGGAGGGGAGGAACGAGCCGGCCGGGAGGAUAGGGGACAUAGAGAGUCAAAGGGUUGAGGAGGCAGAAUCAGGAGAUUGGAGGGAGAAGGAUUGAGCAGAGGGAAGAGAUGAUAGGAUGGAAGAGGAGAGAGUAGCGGGAGAGAGAGAGCGAAGGUUGCGACGGCGCAUUACCAUCUGUGUAGGGGCAGAGUGAGUAGUGUUGGAGGAGAGCGAGAGAGAAAAGGAUACAAAGUAGUGGUCGGAGACAUGGAGGGGAGUUGCAGUGAGAUUAGUAGAAGAACAGCAUCUAGUAAAGAUGAGGUCAAGCGUAUUGCCUGCCUUGUGAGUAGGGGGGGACGGUGAGAGGGUGAGGUCAAAAGAGGAGAGGAGUGGAAAGAAGGAGGCAGAGAGAAAUGAGUCAAAUGUAGACGUAGGGAGGUUGAAAUCCCCCAGAACUGUGAGGGGUGAGCCAUCCUCAGGAAAGGAACUUAUCAAGGCGUCAAGCUCAUUGAUGAACUCUCCAAGGUAACCUGGAGGGCGAUAGAUGACAAGGAUAUUCAGCUUAAAUGGGCUAGUGACUGUGACAGCAUGGAAUUCAAAUGAGGAGAUAGACAGAUGGGUCAGGGGAAAAAUUGAGAAUGUCCACUUGGGAGAAAUGAGGAUUUCUGUGCCACCACCCCGCUGACCAGAUGCUCUCGGGGUAUGCGAGAACACAUGGUCAGACGAGGAGAGAGCAGUAGGAGUAGCAGUGUUUUCAGUGGUAAUCCAUGUUUCCGUGAGCGCCAAGAAGUCGAGGGACUGGAAGGUAGCAUAGGCUGAGAUGAACUCUGCCUUGUUGGCAGCAGAACGGCAGUUCCAGAGGCUGCCUGAGACCUGGAACUCCACGUGGGUGGUGCGUGCAGGGACCACCAGGUUAGAGAGGCAGCAGCCACGCGGUGUGAGGCGUUUGUGUAGCCUGUGCGGAGAGGAGAGAACAGGGAUAGGCAGAGGCAUAGUUGACAGGCUGCAGCAGAUGGCUACAAUAAUGCAGAGGAGAUUGGAAUGAAAUGAACUAAACAUCUGGGAAAGGAGAGAGCGGGGCCUCCCUCACCACAACUCCCAAAUAUAACUCUCCCAACUUCCACCUCAGAAACUAUAAUUGUUGUAAACUACAGCGGUUCAAUGUUUUCUAGGAAUAGACUAACUUAGUUUAUUCAGCUAGCUAACUAGGUGCAGUAUUAUUCCGUGAAAAUCGUCCGGGCACUUAGUCAUAAGACGCCACAGCCAGCUAGCAUGCCGGACUCCAACAACACAGUUUAGCGCCAAUACUCGGCCACAACAAACCACCAGUGUAUCAACAGGCAAGCAGAUCGUUCGUGUCCGUGUCUAACGUUGUGGGUUAGUCCCGACAGCUUGAGCGAGUCCGUCGUCAACUUAUUCAGCCAGUUAGUUAGCUAGAAUAGUUAGCAAACUAGCUAGCCAUUGCUUUCAGACAAAGAAGAACCCCUCCUUUCACGGCACGAACACACAGAGAGAGCCAAACUAACGUUAACUAGUCACCCAUGUUCCGAAUUCCUUGAACGACUCGGGCUAUCAAUAUGUAAAAAACAAAACACAAAUGUAGGUUAUGACUUACCCCUAGCAGCUACUGUUAGCUAGCCAAGUGCAAAGCUAGCCACUGAAUUGACUCAGCCAGUUCGCGUCUGUUCGCUCGGUCGUUCCAGCUAUUGUUUACAGACGUACAUAAUUGAGGUGUAACAUAUGAAACCUUAUCUAGGCACCUGUGCUUUACCCGUGUCACUCAUUGUCAUUUCAGACAUCCCUUCUUCUACUAUAGGCUGCCGCUUCUCUCUAGUUCUUUCAGUCACUCCCAACAUUUGUUUCCUGGAGAAGUAGCUCUGAUCAUGAGUUGCAAUGAUCAUGAAAACGGUGAGGAAUCAGCCCAGAACUACACGGGAGGAUCUUGUCAAUGAUCUCAAGGCAGCUGGGACCAUAGUCACCAAGAAAACAAUUGGUAACACACUACGCCGUGAAGGACUGAAAUCCUGCAGCGCCCACAAGGUCCCCCUGCUCAAGAAAGCACAUAUACAUGCCCAUCUGAAGUUUGCCAAUGAACAUCUGAAUGAUUCAGAGGAGAACUGGGUGAAAGUGUUGUGGUCAGAUGAGACCAAAAUGGAGCUCUUUGGCAUCAACUCAACUCACCGUGUUUGGAGGAGGAGGAAUGCUGCCUAUGACCCCAAGAACACCUUCCCCACCGUCAAACAUGGAGGUGAAAACAUUAUGCUUUGGGGGUGUUUUUCUGCUAAGGUGGACGGUGGACGGGCCAUGUAUCGUCAAAUAUUGGGUGAGAACCUCCUUCCCUCAGCCAGGGCAUUGAAAAUGGGUCGUGGAUUGGUAUUCUAGCAUAACAAUGACCCAAAACACACGGCCAAGGCAACAAAGGAGUGGCUCAAGAAGAGGCACAUUAAGGUCCUGGAGUGGCCUAGCCAGUCUCCAGACCUUAAUCCCAUAGAAAAUAUGUGGAGGGAGCUGAAGGUUCAAGUUGCCAAACGUCAGCCUCGAAACCUUAAUGACUCGAAGAAGAUCUGCAAAGAGGAGUGGGACAAAAUCCCUCCUGAGAUGUGUGCAAACCUGGUGGCCAACUACAAGAAACGUCUGACCUCUGUGAUUGCCAACAAGGGUUUUGCCACCAAGUACUAAGUCAUGUUUUGUAGAGGGGUCAAAUACUUAUUUAUCUCAUGAAAAUUGUUGUUGUUAUUCUGUCUCUCACUGUUCAAAUAAACCUACCAUUAAAAUUAUAGACUGAUCAUUUCUUUGUCAGUGGGCAAACGUACAAAAUCAGCAGGGGAUCAUAUACUUUUUUCCCUCACUGUAUGUAGUCAUUAUAAAAAAACAUCAGGAAGGAUGUCAUUGUAUCAUGAGCUACCAGUUAAGUACAUGCAGUGAGGCUCUUGUAUUUAAAAUUAUUGUCCAACAUACCAUACACACAGUACACAAAAAUAUCCUAUUGAAUGUUCUGUCUGUUCCGUAUCCAGGUUCUGCACGACCACAUUGGCUUCCGCUUCGAGGUGCUGGAGGUGAUUGGGAAAGGAUCCUUUGGACAGGUCCUGAAAUGUCUGGACCACAAGACCCACGAGCUGGUCGCCAUCAAGGUCAUUCGCAAUAAGAAAAGGUACAAACAAAACAUUUUGCUACAUGCACUUGAAUACGCAUCCAGUGCUCAAAGACUCUGAAACAGACCUUCUUGUGUGAGGUCAGUACCGUCAGGUGACGUCAGGUCAGUUAUCCAAAGGAGUUACCUCGGUAUUGCUUUACCUGUCCUCUCUCAGGUGAUCCAAUGCAGUCUGUGUGUCAAUGGAACUCCGCCUCCUCCUCUUUGACUUUGAUUGAUGCAGAUGCCAUCAGUUCUUACUGCCCUUCAAUAAUGCAGAAAACAAAAUGGGCGCUUACCGCCUUAGGGCUGUCUUGGUCUCGCCACUGGGACCUUGUCUUGAACUAAGCCCUCUCAAAGAUCCUGUUUCUCCUGGGAGAGGAGAUUCUCCCUUCUUUGCAGCUGUCAUAAUUUUUCACAUCAAAGGAAAUUAAAACUGGAAUUUAAAAAUAUUAGCUAGGAGAUGUUCCAUGGUCACUGCAAAACGAAAGCUUGUCAAUCAAAAUCAGUCACGUUUUUUUAUUUUGAAUGGUUAAAUCCAGAAUGGAGCCGUGACUAACUCUAACUAACUCUUACAUUGGACUGUAGGUUUCACCACCAGGCCCUAGUGGAACUGAAGAUCCUGGAUGCUGUGAGGAGGAAAGACAGGGAAAACUGCCACAAUGUCAUCCAUAUGAAAGAAUAUUUCUACUUCCGCAACCAUCUCUGCAUCUCCUUCGAGCUGCUAGGGUGAGUGUAGUGUGUUGUCAAAUCAAAUCAAAUCAAAACAAAUGUUAUUGGCCACAUGCGCCGAAUACAACAGGUGCAGACAUUACAGUGAAAUGCUUACUUACAGCCCUUAACCAACAGUGCAUUUAUUUUUAACAAAAAAUAAAAAAAAAUAAACAACAAAAAAAGUGUUGAGAAAAAAAGAGCAGAAGUAAAAUAAAAUAACAGUAGGGAGGCUAUAUAUACAGGGGGUUGCCGGUGCAGAGUCAAUGUGCGGGGGCACCGGCUAGUUGAGGUAGUUGAAGUAAUAUGUACAUGUGGGCAGAGUUAAAGUGACUAUGCAUAAAUAAUUAACAGAGUAGCAGCAGCGUAAAAGGAUGGGGUGGGGGGGCAGUGCAAAUAGUCUGGGUAGCCAUGAUUAGCUGUUCAGGAGUCUUAUGGCUUGGGGGUAGAAGCUGUUGAGAAGUCUUUUGGACCUAGACUUGGCACUCCGGUAACCGCUUGCCGUGCGGUAGCAGAGAGAACAGUCUAUGACUAGGGUGGCUGGAGUCUUUGACAAUUUUGAGGGCUUUCCUCUGACACCGCCUGGUAUAGAGGUCCUGGAUGGCAGGAAGCUUGGCCCCAGUGAUGUACUGGGCCGUACGCACUACCCUCUGUAGUGCCUUGCGGUCGGAGGCCAAGCAGUUGCCAUACCAGGCGGUGAUGCAACCAGUCAGGAUGCUCUCGAUGGUGCAGCUGUAUAAUUUUUUGAGGAUCUGAGGACCCAUGCCAAAUCUUUUCAGUCUCCUGAGGGGGAAUAGGCUUUGUCGUGCCCUCUUCACGACUGUCUUGGUGUGUUUGGACCAUGAUAGUUCGUUGGUGAUGUGGACACCAAGGAACUUGAAGCUCUGUAUGUAUAACACUAUUAUAAGACACCUGAAAUGAUGAUUAAAGCAAUCACACGCACAAACAUACAAACAUGCACACACACACACACAAACAAAAUAGUCCCGGUAGAAGAUAAAUGGAACCCUGAGUAAUUCAUGUGUUAAUCAAAGGUAUUCAAGGUUAGGCACCUCUCCUGAGGUACAGCAACAGGACUUAAGCCCUGAACUCCCCUAUUACAUACACAGCUUGCUUAUCACUAGUCACUUAAAAUGCUACACUACUUGAGCAAAGUGAGCGUCCUACCUAGAACAAUCUGCCUCAACUAGCUUUAGGUUCCCUCUGAGACAAGAUCAUCUUCUAUACCAGGCUUGCUGACCUUUAGUAGACGUCUUGGACUGCCACCUUGCCCUGUCUAACAUUACCGUCACCCAAUCCCUUAGUUAAUGGCUUGGUUAGAGCUCUAUCUCUUUCCUCUGCCUGCUCGCGGUGUGAAGUCUCUGGUUACACCAGCCAGAGAAGUUUGUACUUCCCAGAUGUAUUGAGAAAUACAAAGAAUAACUCUCAGAGAGUCUCUCUUCUUAAUGUUAAGACAUUCAAGACUGUUAAGUAAUCUGAUUUAGCAUGCAAUAUAAUGGUGUUCACUUCGUUUUUUAUAUCUUAUUACUAAAUUGCAUGGUCUUGCUAGAUUUGACUGAGCUAUACCAUGAUUUUUUAAAAAGCAGUAUAGUGCUGGCCUCUAGAGGACUAAUAAACUAUUACAUUUGAGGCCAAACCCUCCAUGCAGUGGUGGGGGAAAAAAAGCAGAGAAAGACUGGGAAUAGUGACAGACAUUUUAUCAUUUGACCAGUUCUCUAAAUUAUUGUCUUUCUGUCUUCUUAUAGAGUCAACUUGUAUGAGCUGAUCAAGAAGAACAACUUCCAGGGCUUCAGUCUGGCCCUGAACCGUUGUUUCACCCACUCCCUGCUCAAGUGCCUGCAGAUGCUGCAUAAGGAGAAGAUCAUCCACUGUGACCUCAAACCGGUAAGGUUCCACAAAUCCCCAUAUGUUGUAAUGGCUCUAUAUGGAACAGUAACAACACAAAUAAUACCCAGCUGAGGAGUCAGACAUGCUAAUGCACAGUACCAGUGCACUGCAGAGGAAAUAAGUUGGUUGCACUUUGAUUGGUAUCUUGGAAAAUGUCAAAUUGACAUUGUUUCUCUUUUUUCACAAAAGGAGAACAUACUUCUGUCUCAGAAAGGACAAGGAAAUAUCAAGGUGGUUGACUUUGGGUCCAGCUGUUAUGAGCAGCAGAGAGGUGUGACUCACCUGAUUAAAUACCUAAUUAAAAGUCUGAUAUUAAAAUCUCCAAAGCCACAGCACUCAGAAUGUUAACAUUAACUCCGCUCCCUCCCUCUUUCUCCCUCUCUCUCCCUCUCUCCCUCUCUCCCUCUCUCUCUCUCCCUCUCUCUCUCCCUCUUUCUCCCUCUCUCUCCCCUCUCUCUCUCUCCCUCUCUCCUCUCUCCCGCUCUCUCUCCCUCUCUCUCCCUCUCUCUCCUCUCCUCUCUCUCCCUCUCUCUCUCUCUCCCUCUCUCUCCUCUCUCUCUCUCUCUCCCGCUCUCUCUCCUCUCUCCUCUCUCUCUCCCUCUCUCUGUCCUCUCUGUCCUCCUCUCUCCCCUCUCUCUCUCCUCUCUCUCCUCUCUCCUCUCUCUCCUCUCUCUCUGUUCUCCCUCUCGUCUCCCUCUCUCUCUCUCCCUCUUUCUACUCUCUCUUUCUCCUUGUCUAGUCUACACCUACAUCCAGAGUCGUUUCUACCGCUCCCCAGAGGUUAUCCUGGGCCACCCCUACAGCAUGGCCAUCGACAUGUGGAGUCUGGGCUGCAUCAUGGCUGAGCUCUACACCGGCUUCCCCCUAUUUCCUGGGGAGAGUGAGGUGGAGCAGAUUGCGUGCAUCAUGGAGGUACAGAACCAACCACCUGCAGACAUACAGCCUCAGACCACAGCGCUAGCCAAUUGGAGUAUCUGAUGUUGGAUGUUUUUAGGAAUCCAUUUAUCCAUCACCAUUCAAGAACAUUCUGUUCUUUUAUUUCUUAGGUACUUGGAAUGCCUCCUAAUGAUUUUGUGCAGACAGCAUCCAGGAGAAGGUUGUUUUUCGGUAAGAACUUUCUAUGAUUUGUACAGUAAGAAUGUGUUGUUUCUUUACUUCAGAUAUAUACACUACCGUUCAAAGUUUGGGGUCACUUAGAAAUAUCCUUGUUUUCCAUGAAAACAUACAUGAAAUGAGUUUGAAUAGGAAAUAUAGCAAAAUGAAUAGGAAAUGUAGUCAUUGACAAGGUUAGAAAUAAUGAUUUUUAAUUGAAAUAAUAAUUGUGUCCUUCAAACUUUGCUUUCGUCAAAGAAUCAUCCAUUUGCAGCAAUUACAGCCUUGCAGACCUUUGGCAUUCUAGUUGUCAAUUUGUUGAGGUAAUCUGAAGAGAUUUCACCUCAUGCUUCCUGAAGCACCUCCCACAAGUUGGAUUGGCUUGAUGGGCACUUCUUACGUACCAUACGGUCAAGCUGCUCCCACAACAGCUCAAUAGGGUUGAGAUCCGGUGACUGUGCUGGCCACUCCAUUAUAGACCGAAUACCAGCUGACUGCUUCUUCCCUAAAUAGUUAUUGCAUACUUUGGAGCUGUGCUUUGUCUGUUGGAGGAAAUUGGCAUGGCCCACAGGGCAUGGCAUGGCGUUGCAAAAUGGAGUGAUAGCCUUCCUUCUUCAAGAUCCCUUUUACCCUGUACAAAUAUCCCACUUUACCACCACCAAAGCACCCCCAGACCAUCACAUUGCCUCCACCAUGCUUGACAGAUGGCAUCAAGCACUCCUCCAGCAUCUUUUCAUUUGGUCUGCGUCUCACAAAUGUUCUUCUUUGUGAUCCAAACACUUCAAACUUUGAUUCGUCUGUCCAUAACACUUUUCCCCAAACUUCCUCUGUCCAGUGUCUGUGUUCUUUUGCCCAUUUUAAUAUUUUAUUUUUAUUGGCCAGUCUGAGAUAUGGCUUUUUCUUUGCAACUCUGCAUAGAAGGUCAGCAUCCCGGAGUCGACUCUUCACUGUUGACAUUGAAACUGGUGUUAUGCGGGAACUAUUUAAUGAAGAUGCCAGUUGAGGACCUGUGAGGCGUCUGUUUCUCAAACUAGACACUAAUGUAUUUGUCCUCUUGCUCAGUUGUGCACCGGGGCCUCCCACUCCUCUUUCUAUUCUGGUUAGAGCGCUGUUCUGUGAAGGGAGUAGUACACAGCGUUGUACGAGAUCUUCAGUUUCUCGCAUGGAAUAGCCUUCAUUUCUCAGAACAAGAAUAGACUGACGAGUUUCAGAAGAAAGUUAUUUGUUUCUGGCCAUUUUGAGCCUGUAAUCGAACCCACAAUUGUUGAUGCUCCAGAUACUCAACUAGUCUCAAGAUAAUGGACCUCUGUACACCUAUGUAGAUAUUAAAAAAUUGCUUUUCUUUCGAAAACAAGGACAUUUCUAAGUGACCCCAAACUUUUGAACGGUAGUGUAUACGGUAUAGAUGUAUACAAUUAGCAGCAACAAAACAUCUUAAGAAAGGAUUAGGGCCUGAAUUAAUCAGAUGAAUCUCUGGGUUGUGUUUGAACCAUGAGGUUUGGUAAGUCUCUAACUAGUGUGUUUGAUGACUUGUUGCAGACUCCAAAGGAAACCCCAGAAACAUCACAAACAGCAAAGGGCGGAAGAGGCGACCCAACUCCAAAGACCUAGCCAGUAUUUUGAAGACCAACGAUCCUCUGUUCCUGGACUUCCUUCAACACUGCCUCACGUACUACAACACUGACACACUAGAAAUCUAGAAUCCAGCACAAGAUUAUUACUCUAUGCUUUCAGGGUCAUGAAAAGCAGAGUUACUGUUGUCAUGAGAUUUCUGGUAGUGACCUGUUACACUUGUGUGGAACAGGGCAAAUAUAAGCACCCCCCCAAAUUAUUAUUAUUAUUAUUAGCUUGCUUCAUCUUCUCCACACACACUCAGUAUAUAUUUCUGUGAUAUCUAGGUGGGAUCCAACCAAGCGUAUGACACCAGACGAAGCGAUGCAACAUGAGUGGAUCCAGGAGGCUCGUCUCAACAAGCCCCGGCCCAAAACACGACCCAUUAUGAGGAAGCCCAGUGAAAGCGUGAGCAGCACAGAAAAUAACUACGAGGCCACGUACCGCAAAGUAUUCGCUAACAGGACAGGUAAGACCAGGCCUCUCACUUUAUUUUUUCUCUAAAAUCAAUCUUCACAAUGUGUCAGAACAAUUUAUGGAUUAAACCACAUCAUUCUGUACUUUGCAGCUGAGAAGAUUGGGUCCGAUAGCAAUGACAAGCUGAAAAGAGACCUCUCCACCAAGGCAGGGGGCAAGAUGGUGACCACCGAGCGACUGCAUCCCAUUGGAGCUUCUGCAGAGGUGGAGUUGUGUGAGGGUGUGGCCAAGGUCAACAGGGACAACAAUCAGGAGGCGAGUGAGGAGAGGCCCGUGGACAUCAUCAUCAAGCCUCAGCUAGAUGUGGGCACUGACGGAGAUCAGGAGUUGUCCCAGUGUCUGCCCCCUAUCAUGUAGCAGCACAAGGGAGGGGGCAGGAGGGCACCACUAGGCAUUAUGAACUUUAACAUCAUCAACGAGACACAGAAGAUAAUGCAUACUGUUGUCAUGUAUAGGGGACCUCCUGUUUUGUGACAUUCCUGUGGUCUAUGAGAUUCAUUCUAUACAUUCUAUAGAGUUACCUUAGCUGUUCUGAGCCUCCCACUGAAUGCACUGUCUACGUGUCAUGGAGAAGAGCAAAGAUUGAUAGUUUGGCAAGCUACCAAUCCCGACUCCAACUAGGGUUAUUGUUGAUGGUUAGUUUACUGUUUAAAGGAGGCUCAGAGACAGAGACAGGAUCAGUUGAGGUUACAAUUCAGGAAUACCCUGGCACGACAGCAUUAUGCUUUUCUUAUGUGCAUCUUUUGUGUGCAUCUUUUGUGUCCCAGAUCACAAUCCUCAACCCCAGCUAGUGUUACCUGUUGUACAUUGACUUCUUUGAAAAGGAAAAGGCGCAACGCUCGCUCACCAUUAAACAUUUAUUGUUUUAUUUAAGUUUAAAAGAUUAACGUUUCGGCCUU
Coregonus sp. 'balchen' is the source of this 23730-nucleotide messenger RNA. The record is from the annotation of a GenBank genome assembly. NCBI's taxonomy places the organism in Eukaryota, Metazoa, Chordata, Actinopteri, Salmoniformes, Salmonidae.